CGUCUCUAUGUUUUCAGAGGUGUAAUGGCCGCCGCUUGUUUAGUCCGAUAAAAACGUAUUGUAUUUUAAUUUUCCACAAGAUUAACCAAAUAAAUUGACCAAAUCGUAAGACUAUAUUAAAAUAUGGCUGCAGUACAAGGUCCGCCAGGUAACAAACAGUGGCCAGCUCGACCAGGCGUUCAACAUCAGAACAGUCAAAACGCCCCAAGCGUUACCUUAAACCGCACAAUAAACUUAUAUCCUUUAACUAACUACACAUUUGGCACUAAAGAGCCGCUAUUCGAAAAGGAUGCGUCGGUUCCCGCGCGGUUUCAGAGAAUGCGGGAAGAGUUUGUCAAAAUUGGAAUGAGGAGAUCAGUGGAAGGCGUACUCCUGGUGCACGAGCAUGGACUUCCCCACGUGUUACUGUUGCAACUUGGUACUGCAUUCUUCAAACUGCCUGGUGGUGAACUGAAUCCUGGAGAGGAUGAGAUUGAAGGUCUAAAGAGGCUGCUGACAGAGACACUCGGGAGGCAAGAUGGCGUCAAACAGGAUUGGGUCAUUGAAGACACGAUAGGUAACUGGUGGCGGCCGAACUUCGAACCGCCGCAAUAUCCGUACAUUCCUCCGCACAUCACAAAGCCGAAGGAACACAAGCGGCUAUUCCUAGUGCAACUUCAAGAUAGAGCUUUAUUCGCCGUGCCCAAGAACUAUAAGUUAGUUGCAGCACCGUUAUUUGAGUUGUACGACAAUGCGCAAGGAUAUGGACCUAUCAUAUCCUCAUUGUCGCAGAGUUUAUGCCGUUUUAACUUCGUUUAUAUGUGAUAGAGAACUAAUGUGAAUUUUAGGGGAGUGUAUGCGGACAAAUUUGACCCGUCAACGUGGUGUGUUUGUGCAUAAUUCCAAUAGUUAAUAGAAAAACACAAAUUCAAAAGCAUGUCACAUCCUAAUUGGUCCGUUUUCGCUAUGGAUAGGGUAGAGGUUAAAAUCGUUUAUGGGAAUUAGCUGUUUUGUGGUUACGACUUGUUUUAAUUGGGUCAAAAAUGACCCGGGUUUCGGGCGGGUCUAAAGUGACCCGUAGUAACGAUUUUGUGUUGGAGUUUCUGCUAAGUAUGAAAUACGUCGUAAAUGAAAUAUGGCUCGAAUUGACUCAAUAAAUAUUAAAUUAAAAUAUACGGUAUAUGUGAGAUGUGAUUGAGAUUCUUGGGCCUUAUUCUAUACUAUUCUAUAUUAUAACAAGUAAGUAACGCUCCUCGCGUUUAAGACGAUAGACAUUGGCAUACAGAAUAUCUUUUCACGCUAAUUUCACGAAGAUAACGUGGCCGCGUUAAAAGUUAACUGUCACAGUAUAAAGCCUCUUAAGUUUCUAGAAUUUUUAAUAAGCCUAAUGUCAUUUCUUAUACAGGGUAAUUGUGACGUUACUUAAUGGAACCACAUACUUAUGUACUUGGAAAUAACACUUUACAAUCAGUUAGGGGCCGUUCAAGUGUUACGUAACGCAAUUUUUGAAGAUUUUUGACCCCCUCAUGUAACGCGCCGUAACGUUUUCCAGAACCCAUUCCAAAAGUUAUGUAACUCUUAAAUUUACAUUUUUUUCUAAUAUUUACAAUUAUGUUACGCAAAAUACCGGAAAGUCGCUAAAAUACCUUUGUUAUUGUUUUAAAAUAAAAAAAAAACAAUGUUACAUAACGCUAUGUACGAAUCACCCCUCCCGCUCCUGUAACGCAUCGUAACGUUUUACAAGACACCCCCCCCCUCCUCCCCCUCCUGCCAAAUUGCGUUACGUAAUACUUGAACGGCCGGUACCGUUGACUGGGCCGGGUCAAAAUUGACCCAUGGACGUUCCGUACACUUCCCUAGCCGACUGUGUAGAUAUAAGUUUUUUGACACAACUAAACAUGAAGAAAAUGAGAAAAUUGCGUUUUAUUUAUGUACCUGAAGAAAGAAGAUUGUUUUUAGUUUUAAGUUUAAUUAUAAUUAUAGAUAAGACGGAUUUAUAAAUGUGUUCAAGUCGUGUACGGUCUACGAAAAUAUCUGAAUGAAUUAAGUAUUUAAAUCGUCAAUAUUUUGUGGACGUUACAACAAUUUUUCUUCAACAAAAUAGGGUGUUUGACUUAUUUUUUUUUUAUAACUUUCAUAAAAGUCCAUUAAUCACGUGACGCUCGAAGAAAGAAGAGGUUCGGAAAUAAAAUCACAAAAUAUCACAGGCUGGUUUAUGAGAAUUGACGUGUAUUUUUUUUUUAUAAUACCUGUAUUUAAAGAUUAUUCUAAAAAAUUCAAUAUGCUUUGUACAAAAAAACAAACCGUGAUUUUGGGAAGGACGGGUCUAAAACCUCACAUAUCAGCCCCUGAAAGACGGGGUUAAAAGUUACUAAAAACAUCACGUGAUUAAUGGACCACCCUAAACAUGUAUAUGGUAUAAAUACUCAAACAGAAAAAAAUCAUUGAUAUCUAGUGGAAAAUCUACAAGUUAUAAGCCAUUGAAAUUAGGUAGUAGGGAGUGUCAAAAAACAGGAGACGAAAUACUUGCAUUUGACGUCAGCGGGCAUUACGCUGCGUGCGAAAGAGAGACGGAGCGAUAUCCCCACUCCACACACUCCUGCACGUAGCGAUAUUUGAAAUUUACUCAUUUCUUAUCGAAUUUUAAUGCUGUUUUCACAGAAGGAUUUAUUUUUUACUUAUUGCUGUUGCUUAAUAACAAAUGCACAAAAUCAGUCAAAUACCCUAUUAUAGGCAAAGGACCUACGAAAUCUUUCUUGUUAGCUUUGUUAAAUAUUGAUUAUUUGUAAUAUAUUUGUUCAGAUUCAAUUGGAGCCACACGACAAUUAACAUGUAAGCAAAUAUCUACCUACUUUAGGAAUUAAGUUUGUUAACCUGACAUGGUUCAGCUUAUAUCUUAGUGAAAGAAGACACCGCCGAGGAAAGCUGCCGUGGUUACCACCGGGGGUAACGUGCAAACGGUGUACAAGCGAUCCCCCGGCUUAGCAACCACAGCAGUCCCUGGGAAGACUUGGUAGGCCAUACUGUUUUCACCGAGGGUGCCAGCGGACAGUACGCUGGCGACCCACGGCUAUCCGGUCUCAGGGCCAGGGGAUAGAGUGAAAGAAGAGAAGAGGAAGGAGAAGGAGCCCUCUCUGGAUAGUUGGAAGGGAGAAGGGAAAUGUUAGCGAACCCUUAUAGGCCUCAAUGUGUAUUUAGCAACCAUGAGGUAUACACACUGAACUGUCUGCCUAGGGUCGUGGCAAAUGUGCUCCCAUGCAUGGGCGUGCGUUUGGUGUGGAGACCAAGCGCACAAGAAUUACCUCGGGGGAGGGGGGGUGUUAUAUCGCAAGGUGUACAGGGGUUAGGGACUCGCGCCAAUGCUCGCUCGGAUGCUACACUCCCGAGUGUCAUUGGGCCGUAAGACCGGUGAAACCAACAUGACCGUUCCACUGACCCCUAUAUGGUAUUUGUGAGUUAUCGCUUGUUUUAACGGUGAAGGAAAAUAUUGUGAGGAAACUUGCAUACCUGAGAAGUUCUCUAUAGGAAUUUUGUGUCUGCCUGCACUACAGCGUGGUGGACUAAGGCCUAAUCUCUCAGUAGAGAAGGCCUGUGCAGUGAGACAGUAUGUAAUACAGGGCUGAUAUUUAUGAUAUAUCAAUUAAGUAUUAAAUCAGACUGAUAUUUAAUUGCGAAUCCGAUGGCGGCUAGUGAUAGCAAGAGUUCAUUUGUGGACUUUCAAUGCAUAUGAUAUAAAAAUAAAGUAACAAACAAAAACAAAUAAACAAACGUGUUGCCCACAUUUGCGAAAAAUUACAAAUGUUUGUAUACAUUUUCGACUAAUUGAUUAAUAAGAAUAAAUGCUACAACAGGCUUUCAGAAAAGACGCAUUGGCCAUAUAUUUGCGGACAAUUACAAAUGUUUGUAUACAUUUUGGGCUAAACUAGGUGUACAUUUUUGUAUUUAUUUUGGGAUAAUCUAUAGAAUAAGAAUGUAUGCUAGACUUUCAGGAAAGAGAUAGAUAUAGGCCAUAUGUUCGCCUUGUCUCUCUCUACAAAGUUGUUGAGAUCUAGACAAUGGCGUAGCGUGGACUAAUAUAGACGUGGGUGAAGUCGCCCCUUUAUUCGUUCGUUCCCAAGAAUUACUCAAUAAAUUUACCUUACCAAACAUGCUUUUACACGACAAUUACAUAUUUAUGACAAAAUGAAAAAUAUUAAUGUGCGGCGCGAUAUUUUUUUUUUCGCGAGGCCAUGAGCGAGUGCCCACUACGCCUACGUCUAGCUACGCCACUGAAUUCAGAUAAAAAAAACAAUUCUAUUUCAUUAAUAAUUAUAUCCUAUUUUGUGAGUGCAGAAUUAAUAUUUCUAACUCCAUAUUUUUCUAUUUGAUUAAUUUCUGUCUAAUGACAAUAUUAUUUCUAGAUGUUUAUUUUUCUAGUCAUUUUAGAAAUUUUGAUAAUUAUAAUGCUUUAUAUACAUUACUUACCUGUUGAAUAAAGAUAUAUCUAGUCUUUAACUGUGAUAUUAGAAAUAUAAUACGAA
Molecule: messenger RNA, 4499 nt
Organism: Manduca sexta (tobacco hornworm)
Lineage: Eukaryota; Metazoa; Arthropoda; Insecta; Lepidoptera; Sphingidae
Gene: Cpsf5
Product: cleavage and polyadenylation specificity factor subunit 5
Exons: 4
Coding region: 124-804 (226 amino acids)
Cellular component (GO): mRNA cleavage factor complex
Molecular function (GO): mRNA binding
Source: RefSeq, a predicted model, not a curated record